AUGUCCAUUCCGAGAGCCCACAUUGAGAUGCACCGAGGAGGAGGAGGCGACGACGACGUGAACCCCCCGCUCAUCGUCAAGCAGCCCGUGAUGCUCGAGCCGACCGACCUCCGCGCCGGCGGCGGCGGGAGGCCGAACAAGGUCUUCGCGGCGCUCAGCGACGCCGGCAGGGGCCACAUCAUCGCCAUGAUCGGGGAAUACCUCGGCACGACAAUGUUUCUCUUCUUCGGGUACAUCGCGGCGCAGACGGCGAAUGAGAAGAAGGACGUCACGCUGCGCGCCUCCAUUGGCGCGGGUGCCGCGCCGGCCGGGCCCAGUCUGCUGCAGAUCUCGUAUAUAUCCGCCGUGUUUGGGCUGAGCCUUGCUACCAAUGCAUGGAUUUGGUACAGGGUCAGCGGUGGCAUGUUCAACCCGUCGAUCGCUUUCGGCUUGUGGCUGUCAGGCGCCUUCAACUGGGUCCGCCUCGUCUGCGUGAUCCCGGCCCAGUUCCUCGGGGGCAUCACGGCCGCCGGCUUGGUAGCUGCUAUCCUCCCCGGGCCGCUCCAAGCCGAGAAUUCCGUCAGCGACGGUGUCAGUACAGGUGGAGGCUUCGUGAUGGAAGUGUUUCUGACUGCCGAGUUGAUGAUCACCAUCCUGAUGCUUGCCGUGGAGAAGAGCCGCACUACUUUUAUUGCACCUCUUACCAUAGGCAUUGCUCUCACAAUCAUCCAUCUUGUUGGCAUAAACGUCAGCGGCGCGUCCGUCAAUCCAGCGCGCAGCCUGGGACCCGCAGUGGUCAACAACAACUAUGUCUCGGAAUUCUGGAUCUACUUCAUCGGCCCUACCCUCGGCGCAGCCAUCGCAGCAGGCCUUCGUCACUUGCUUAAAGCCCUGGCAUAUCAGACCGCCAACCCCGGGCAGGACGGCGAUGGCAUCGAGUUCUUCCGCGUGGUGGCUUCUUCAUCGCAGGGGUCAGUGUAUCCUUCACCUGCGUGGCGCCGCAAGCCUAGACCCUCGGAGGACAGAGAGCUGCUCCUCCAUGACAUGGUGCAGCAGAGGGAGGUGUCACAUGAUUUUCCUUGA
This is a messenger RNA of Diaporthe citri, 1062 nucleotides long. RefSeq lists its product as uncharacterized. NCBI's taxonomy places the organism in Eukaryota, Fungi, Ascomycota, Sordariomycetes, Diaporthales, Diaporthaceae. Bases 1 to 1062 code for a protein of 353 amino acids. Gene Ontology annotation, cellular component: plasma membrane. The transcript is spliced from 3 exons. Gene Ontology annotation, biological process: transmembrane transport. Gene Ontology annotation, molecular function: water channel activity. The record is from RefSeq and is a predicted model, not a curated record.